AUGAUCUUAUCAAUCCCCUUUCUUGUUCUCGGACUGUGUGCCUCGCCAGUCGCCGCGGCUUCCGCCCAAGCCACGCACUCGACGGUGCUCUACCAACACUUCUUCCCCGCGUGGAAUCCGUACCUCCAAGGCUAUCUGCAAGAUGCGUGCCGCGAGCAGAUCACCAACUACCGCAACGCGACGUUUUCUGAUCCCCGGACGAGCUACACAGUUCUCGACUGCCUUUUGAAGCAGUUUCCCGAGUUCCGCAAGGCAGAGAUGAGCGCCGCCGCCGUCGUUCUCGGCCUUGCUCCCACCAUCCUGCAAAUGAUCAGCCCGCGACCGUCCGACACGGCACUCGUCGCGCUGCGCCGUCCUCUCCUCGCGCUCCUCCUGUCCGUCGCCUCGCCUGCCACCACGAGCCCACCGGCGGCGCAAUACGCGGAGCAGCUGCAGAUGCUCGAUCACCCGCUGCCACCGCGGGUUCAUGGAUGCUUUCCCUACACGGUACCGCGUGUGCUCGGCUACUACGAGGACGCGGCGGGGGGCCUCGUCUCCGCGCUGCAGUACACGGCUGCGCUGCUGGCCGCCGCCAACAGCGCAUACCGCACCUACCAGCUGUGCAUAUGGACCGUGUGCACCUUUGUCCCGACCCGCGCCUACCUUCCGGCGCUCUGGCACGUCGCCGUCAUCCCGCUGCACCUCAUCGGGUGGGUGGCGCUUCUGCUGAGCCUGCAGAGGAGGCCGGCUCCAGCUCCGAUGACGGCUACUGCGCGGCGACAGGCAUCAGGACCGCGGUGGCUGGAAAGGGUGAAGAGAAUUUUGGCAAGCGAGGCCAUUCCAGGGGCCUUUGCGAAGAAGCUGCCGAUGGAGAGCCGCGACGGGCCGGCGCCGUGCUUUUCGCUGAUGACCAUGGUGCUGUACGUCAGUGUGCCUAUUCAUAUCCUCUAUGGCACCAUGGUUCUCUCCAGCCUCGCCUUUGUCAGCGCUGUCGACUCUCUCGGCGUCGUCGCGUGGGAUCCAGGCCGUCGCCAGCGCAAGCCUAAGAACCGCGCAGCCAAGCCAGCAGACGAAUAG
Molecule: messenger RNA, 1056 nt
Organism: Cordyceps fumosorosea ARSEF 2679
Lineage: Eukaryota; Fungi; Ascomycota; Sordariomycetes; Hypocreales; Cordycipitaceae
Exons: 4
Coding region: 1-1056 (351 amino acids)
Source: RefSeq, a predicted model, not a curated record